Anisakis simplex (herring worm) is the source of this 741-nucleotide messenger RNA. The record is from the annotation of a GenBank genome assembly. Lineage: Eukaryota; Metazoa; Nematoda; Chromadorea; Rhabditida; Anisakidae.
AUGUCAACAGUAAAACGUGUUGUUGGUCGUGAGCUUUUGGAAAGAUUCGACGCAGUUCUUUUUGAUGGGGAUGGAGUGCUUUGGUUAGGUGGUAAACCAAUUAGCGCAGCUAUCGGUUUUGUUCGUAAUCUUGUCAAUAAAGGUUGCAAAAAAGUGUUUAUCAUAACGAACAACUCAACGAAAACACUAUCCGAACAUGCGGCCAAAUGUAAAAAUCUCGGAUAUGACAUGAUCGACCCCGAACACAUCAUCAGCCCGGCUAAAGUCGUCUCUUAUCUACUCGCGAAAAACAAAUCUGAUUUGCCAGUUUAUCUCAUCGGAUCAGCUGGAUUGCAAGCAAUCAAUUAUAUUCAACAACCAGGCGUUCAGUUUAUCGCCACUAACGAGGAUGCCACCUUCCCUGGUCCAAAUCCAAAUGUUCGUAUCCCAGGUGCUGGAACGAAUGUGAUGGCCGUAAAAUUUGCGGCCGGAAAGGCACCACUCGUAAUCGGAAAGCCAGCUCGACCGAUUUUCGACUAUAUUCGUGAGAAGUAUGGAGUGAAUCCAGCGAAGACGUUAAUGAUUGGUGAUCGGUGCGAUACAGAUAUCAAGUUUGGUCGUGAUCACGGAAUGUGUACAAUGCUUGUGGGCACAGGUAUCAGUUCAAUGGAUGAUGUAAGGCAGUAUGAAAAACAAAAACAAUUUGAUUUAGUUCCAGACUAUUUUAGUGAUUCGUUCGCAGAUCUUUUAGAUGAUUGCUAA